This is a messenger RNA of Symbiodinium pilosum, 1473 nucleotides long. The record is from the annotation of a GenBank genome assembly. NCBI's taxonomy places the organism in Eukaryota, Dinophyceae, Suessiales, Symbiodiniaceae.
AUGCCGCUCACCGAAGACCUCCGCCACCUCGCCCGCACCAAGAUCGUCGCGACGGUCGGCCCCAGCUCGCAGGACCACGAGAUGCUGUCCUCGAUGGUCCAGGCGGGCGCCGACGUGUUCCGGCUGAACAUGGCGCACGGCGGGCCGGACGUUCAGCAGCAGAACGUGGACACGAUCCGCCGGGUCAGCGAGGAGCUCGACACGCCGAUCGGCAUCCUGGUCGACCUGGCGGGGCCCAAGUUCCGGCUGGGCGAGAUCGACAACGACCGCAUCUUCUGCGAGACCGACGCCGAGUUCUGGUUUGUCGAGGGCUCGUCCGGGGCCCCCAACGAGUUCACCUGCUCGUACGCGCCGCUGGUGCGUGAGCUCUCGGUUGGCGACCAGGUGAUGCUGGCCGACGGCACCGUCAGCAUGGUGGUGAUCGGCAAGGAGAAGGGGCGGGCCCAGAUGCGGGUCGUGCAGCGGGGCGUGAUCCGCAGCCGGCAGGGCAUCAACCUGCCCGGCGUCAAGCUGAGCGCCCCGGCCAUCAGCGUGGUGGACCACCAGCACGCCAUCUGGGCCGCCGAGGCGGGCGUCGACUUCGUCAGCCUCAGUUUCGUGCGGGCGCCGGACGAGGUCCGCGCGCUCCGCGACAUCCUCCGCUCGAACAACUCCGAGGCCUACGUCAUCUCGAAGAUCGAGAAACGCGAGGCGAUCGACCGCAUCGAGGAGGUCGUGGCCGCCAGCGACGCGGUGAUGGUGGCCCGCGGCGACCUGGGCGUCGAGAUCGACGUCGCGGAGAUGCCGGUCCAGCAGAAGCGGAUCAUCAACACGUGCCACCGCUACCAGAAGCCGGUGAUCAUCGCCACGCAGAUGCUCGACAGCAUGCACGAGUCGCUCCGCCCCAAGCGGGCCGAGGUGACCGACGUCGCGAACGCGGUGCUGGACGGCGCCGACGCCUGCAUGCUGUCCGGCGAGACCGCCAUCGGGCAGUACCCGGUGGAAACGGUCGCCAUGAUGAACCGCAUCUGCCUGGCCACCGAGGCGAGCAUCGCCGACCAGCCCCCGCGGCAGAACGACGGAUCGGUUUCGCCCGUGCUCCACGACAUCACCCGCGCGGUAGUGCGGGGGGCGGGCGCGAUGGCCCACUCGCUGCGGGCCAAGCUGGUGGUCGUGGCGAGCUACUCGGGCAAGACGGCGCUGGCGUUGUCGCAGCAGCGGCACUCCACGCCGACCAUCGGCGUGAGCCAGAACGAGACCACCCUGCGGCGGAUGUGCCUGUACUGGGGCGUGACGCCGCUCCGCGAGGCGCCGGCCGAGGAUAUGCAGGAGCUGAUCCGGCACGCGGACACCUGGGCCUGCCGGGUGGGCUUCGCCGCCAAGGGGGACCGCAUCGUGAUCCUGGGCGGCAGUCAUCUCGCCGCCGGGCCUGGCGGCAACCCGAAGGGCGUGCACGACGUGGUCGUGGUGCACGAGGUGGAGGGCGGCAGCUAA